AUGGAAAGUACAUUAAAAAGCCCAAUUGAUUUAAAGGAACCGUGCUUCACAUUGGACUCUAAUCUUGACUCAACUAAUCUUGUUCAAGCUUCCCAACUUCUUUUGAAGCGUCUAAGUACUAAGCUAAAGCAAUCAUUUCGUCUGGUAGUCACCUUCUCAGAAGAAAAGGCAUGUUUUCGUCUUUGUCUUGACACCUCAUUAUGGUUCAACGUUUAUCUUCGAACUAUGCCUGAUUUUGAUGAAGCUGUCAAAAUUGCAAGACAAUAUGUUACAACAACACGCCUUAACAUUUCGCUGGAGGACGAAGCUCCGUUUAUUAUAGAUCACAAAGAGACAGAGAAAGAAAAAGCAUUUGCUCUUUGUUUGUACUUUCCUAACUGUGGAUUUCCCAAGGAAAAUUGCUGUGAGUACGAAUCUCGAGGGGACCAUCCCGACAUUAUUUGUAAAGGAAAGGUGGUGACUAGAUAUGGAAGAAAAACUACUUGUAAUUAUUAUUUUACUACAAAACUUGUAGUGAAUGAACUAAGCAAUGAAGAGUAUAUUGUAUUAUUACAAAGGGAACCUAUCCGUGAAUUAUUAUUGGUUCCACAUCCUAAUGAUAACGAAAAAGAAAACUACAAACAUUUUACUAAUGAAAAGUUGGUGGAACAAGAGUCAUUUUGGAAAUAUUUGUUGAGUAAACAAUGGGAUUUAGGAUUUCAUUCCAUAGUCAUUAACUACGGAGCAUGGGAAACCGGGCAAUCACAAAAGAGAUAUACACAAGAAUGUCAUGCACAUGCUCAUUUAUACUUUACUCCAAAUACUUGGGAUGAAUUGAAGAAAAGGAUAAAAGAUGAGGACAUUUUAUUGAAAUUUAAUACCAGAGAUUUCCCUGGUCCAAACUAUUUACUUCAGGAUUGUGAUGAAUUGGAAGAGAAAAGGUUACAACAAGCAGAACAUCUGGCUAUGUUGAAUGCAGUUUCUAACCUAAAAACAUCAGUUGAAAAAG
Entrophospora candida is the source of this 988-nucleotide messenger RNA. Lineage: Eukaryota; Fungi; Glomeromycota; Glomeromycetes; Entrophosporales; Entrophosporaceae. The record is from the annotation of a GenBank genome assembly.